AUGCUCAACAUCCAGGUCUUUUACGCGUUCACUCUUCUGACCGCAAUCUUCUUUGUCGGCAAGUGUCAUCCCUUACUUCGACGACAGGAUGUGAGACCGCUGUGUCUGGGAUGCGGGAACGAAUGUGAUAAAUGCGAGUUUGGUUAUACAAUAUCAACUCUCUGCGGUAUUCGGGAAUGCCGACGGGGCCCCGGUCAAAUCUGCGGCGGUCCGAGCGAGACUUGGGGCGUGUGCGGUGAGGGAUUGAGAUGCAGUUGCAACCGAUGCUCCGGUUGCAGUCUGGACUCGCUCACGUGCUUUGAGAAUCCUUGCCUGCCGCAUUUGGAAUCACGAAGCCAUCUCGAGCCAUCUCUUGACGGAUUUCCCUUCGAGAGAGUCGCCAAGUAA
Molecule: messenger RNA, 387 nt
Organism: Pseudomyrmex gracilis
Lineage: Eukaryota; Metazoa; Arthropoda; Insecta; Hymenoptera; Formicidae
Gene: Qbp-1
Product: neuroparsin-A-like
Exons: 3
Coding region: 1-387 (128 amino acids)
Source: RefSeq, a predicted model, not a curated record